Populus nigra (black poplar) is the source of this 1702-nucleotide messenger RNA. Its product is annotated as CBL-interacting serine/threonine-protein kinase 11-like. The coding region runs from base 237 to 1487 and encodes 416 amino acids. Lineage: Eukaryota; Viridiplantae; Streptophyta; Magnoliopsida; Malpighiales; Salicaceae. Gene Ontology annotation, molecular function: ATP binding; protein kinase activity. The record is from RefSeq and is a predicted model, not a curated record. Gene Ontology annotation, biological process: protein phosphorylation; signal transduction. The transcript has a single exon.
UGAUCACAAGACACUGUACCAAUCUCUUCUCAAAAGCCACCUCCCUAUACCAGGGAAAAAAAAGAAGAAAAAAGUCCUAGAUCAACCCUUAAAUACCCACCGCUAAAUUUGCCUCUCUUUAAGCCCAUCAUUGCUAAUUCCUUUUAGCGUGUUGUUGCUGUUGCUGUUAUUGUUUUGUUUUGUUUUGUUUGAUCGAACCGGCACGCAGGCUGGUUCGAUCUUUAGGAAGAUAUUGCAUGCCGGAGAUCGAAAGCGUAUCGGAAAAUGCCUUGUUUGGCAAGUAUGAGGUUGGAAAGCUUCUCGGAUGUGGAGCCUUCGCGAAGGUGUACCAUGCUCGAGAUGUUCAAACAGGAAAAAGUGUCGCUAUCAAGAUUAUCAACAAGAAGAAGAUCUCUAACCCUAGCUUGAUGUCCAACAUCAAGCGGGAGAUCUCCAUCAUGAGAAGGCUAAACCAUCCUCAUAUUGUGAAACUGAUCGAAGUCUUGGCUACCAAGACGAAGAUUUAUUUCGUUAUAGAGUAUGUUAAAGGUGGAGAAUUGUUUGCCAAGGUUGCUAAAGGGCGAUUUAGCGAAGAUCUUAGCAGGAAAUAUUUUCACCAGUUGAUUUCUGCGGUAGGUUAUUGCCAUUCUCGAGGAAUUUUUCAUCGUGAUUUGAAACCUGAAAACUUGCUUCUUGAUGAAAAUGGGAGCCUGAAGGUUUCAGAUUUUGGUCUAAGUGCUGUUACAGAUCAGAUCCGAACUGAUGGGCUCUUGCACACGCUUUGUGGAACUCCUGCUUAUGUUGCUCCUGAGAUUCUUGCAAAGAAAGGUUAUGAUGGUGCUAAGGUUGAUGUCUGGUCUUGCGGGGUUGUUCUCUUUGUCUUAACAGCUGGUUUUUUGCCUUUUAAUGAUCCAAACUUGAUGGCCAUGUAUAAAAAAAUUUACAAAGGUGAAUUCCGAUGCCCUAAAUGGAUGUCCACCGAUUUGAAACGAUUCUUGUCUCGGCUUCUUGAUACGAAUCCGGAGACAAGGAUCACCAUUGAUGAGAUUCUGAAGGAUCCUUGGUUCAAGAAAGGGAAGCAUAAGGAAAUUAAUUUCUACGACGAGGAGCUCAACAAGGGUGAUGAGAAAAAGGAUGAGGAAUUAGCUUCUACAAGCUUGAAUGCCUUCGAUAUCAUAUCUUUCUCCUCCGGCUUGAACCUAUCAGGGUUGUUUGAUGAUUCAUAUAACGUGGUUGAUGACGGAGAAAGAUUUGUGUCGACCGAAUCGCCAGAGAAUUUGAUGAAGAAGAUUGAGGAGUUUGCAAAGGAGGAGAGGUUGAGGGUGAAGAGAAGGAAAGAAUGGGGGUUGGAGAUGGAAGGUCAAAAUGGUAACCUGAUGAUAGCGGUCGAGGUUUACCGGUUAACCGAUACUUUGUUUGUUGUGGAGGCUAAGAGGAGUGGUGGUGAUGCUGGAUGCUUUAAGGAGACAUGGAAGAAUAAGCUUAAGCCUGUGAUUAUGGCUACUUAGUAAUUAGGAGUACUUAUUAAUCAACAAUAGAGCCAGGUUUCUGCUAAUUGGAAUUUGGUCAUCUCUUAUUUGCCAGAAAAAAUGAAUUUUUGCCAUAUGUUUGCUGCCUUUCUUUAAUUUUUCCUGAUAAAAAAAAACUAUGAAUGUUGUUAAAUGUAUUGUUUUUGUACUUGUAAUCUCUGUUCUUAAUAAUAAAAGUUUCUUUUUUUUGCCUU